GAUCCCGCAUUAUGUUGUAGCGGUGCAGCGAGAACAUCUGUCUGUGGAAUCAGUAGUGAUGCUACACAGAAGCGCAACUGACCAGCACAGUUCUUAGAGCUUGAAAGGAGACCAGGGCCAUUUGCCGGACUGUGCAGAGCUGCGUGCAAAGAAUAGCGUAUAAGCGAGACUGCACUUAAAACAGCCAAGAAAAACAAAUUGAAAAUCGGAGCAAUAGAUCAUCAUGGAUGUUGCCAUAGAUAUGUACAUAGUUACAUCGACAAUUAUAUUCACUUUAUUUGCCAUUAUCUUAGCAUCUGUAUUUCUUAAAAUGAAGUCUGCCCCAGCCGAGAAAGAACCGUGCAAGCCUGAGGACGAGGCGGACGGGGCUCAGAGUGACAAGGCAAACGCGGAGGGGGAUCCUGGAGACGGGGAGAGGUCCGAAACGGACGAAAAAGAACCGGCGACGGUAAGUCGAGAGGAAGACGUAAAGGACGAAGAGGCGAAAGGAGACGCGGCGAAGACGGAGCAGCCUGCUGAGCCGAGAGAAAAGGCAGAGACAGUCGCUGGAGGUGCCAAGGGUGUAGAGGAGAUAGGAGCCGAGGAUGGAGAGGUGAACAAGGAGCACACGCGGCAAGAAGCCGAGAAAGCAUCGGUGCGGGAAGACACGGUACUCGACGAGAGUAUUGCGAAAACGGAAAGUCAAGUACCUCAUCAUGAGGCAGAUAAGGAGGAGUCCCAGAAUACUGCACCAGCGCACGAGAAAGGUACAGCUGUGGCUGAAGAGGCGGAGGAGGUCCAGCUGUCUCUGAAGUACAGUCCUGGGAAGCUGAGGGCCAGUCAGUAUGAGAACAUGAUGACCAAAGAAGAGCUGGAGGAGGAGCAGAGAGUCCAGCGGGAGCAGCUGGCUGCCAUCUUCAGACUCCUGAAGGAGAACAAGGACACGUUCGGGGAGAUGACAGAGGGGGACGUGGAGGAACAGCUGAAGCUCUACUCCAUUUAGAAGGGCUCAGCUCACCCUUUACCGUGGAGAACAAAACAGGCAUUUUUACAUCGGUGCGGAAAAGGGUGAACCCGAAAGCUCACGUGUCCAGAACAGGGUAUACAACUCAGCUCCUGCAGGGUUGCAAGAGGACAUCUGUUUUCAGUCCUUGCCUCAUCUCAUUUAUCACUUCACCGGACAUUUUUUUUAAAAAAGCAUUAGAAGCAUUUGUUUCUUAUUACCAUCUCCAUGUGGAAUCGCCAACAUUUUUCCUACUCGGCUUUAUAGGGCCGACUCCUGUACUGCACGGGGACGGUGAGGACAGUGAGUGGGCCAGAGCCAGCUCCUACUGCGGACGUGCCCCUCUGACACGCCCAUUAGGCUCAGCCAUCAGCCGUGCUGGCUCUAUAGUGCCUUACAGGACGGUUAACGCCGAUCAGAGCAGCACUGUUUCUCUUGCUGAUGCCAAUGUUGCAGGCACCCCAUAGCUCACAGGAGAAAAGCUGCCCAACAGCUGUGCUCCUCCAGUUUUUAAAAUUUUCAUCAGAAUCAGUUCUCAACUUCCCUGAAAAAAGAAAAAAACAAGUAACCUAAGAUGUGGGCACUUGGUGGUGUGAAAAUAUUCAGAAUGGACCGGAAAAAGCUGCACAGUCAAUGUGUUCUGGCUUUUUCUUUCAGUUUUAUUCUCAGGACUUUUCUAUCGGUCAUAUAGUGUGUUAUUCUGUUAACUGUUAUUCUGUUGGUAGCGGCCUUUUCUCAUUUCGAUGAGUGUCCCUGCUGUGGCUUCUCCCCUCAGAUGUGAAGAAUUGGCACUGUGGUGCAUGAGUUCCUGUAGAAAACUGAGUUCAGGUCAUCAACCGACCUGCCACACUGCACAGUAGUGAUAAUCAGCUGCUUAUGUGAUGAAACAGGAUGUUAGGGACAGCUACACAACAUUUAAUAGUUGCACUGAUAGCUAAUUUCUCAUAGCGUUCGUACUUGGUUUUCCAGUUAUUGCUAUUUAGCUCUAAAUACCCUUUGAUCUGGAACAGUUAGUAGAAAUCUGGGUAUUACACUUGGCAGUGAUGGUAAAAUAUCAAUUGCUGAAGUCUGUUUGUUAGAUGAGUUGAAUUUUCUGUUGCACACUUUAUAUGUCUACAGUGGUUUCUACCAGUCUAAUUGCCAAUAUAUAUUGUUUUAACAAAAAAAACUAAGUUCACUGGUUCCACUUAAGACAAUGACAAAACAAAGGUACAAAUGUUUCAUUUUGUGAAUUACAGUGUCUGCUAAGCAUAGUAUGUUGUGUCAUGUUACAUUUCAACACCCUUUAUUUUUUUUAGCUCCCCAAAAUAUAUAAAAAUGAUUAUAUUUUUUUUUUACAUUCAGUGGCAAAACAUUAGGAUGUCCCAAAUCCCCCUCCCAAAUAAAUUGACUCAUUCAAGGGUUGGCAUGAUUUCAGACUCAGAUUUCCAUCAGCAAUGCCCAGAUCUUAAUCAUAUUGCAACCUACUGAAACCUGUGAAGUGUAUUAGUGUUGCAGAUAUUAUCUAGUACGUGUCACAACCUCAACUGCAAGACUGUGGGAAUACUGUAUUUCAAUAUCUUGUGAAGUAUGUGCCAAUCCUGUUCAGGUUCAAGUACUUUCCACCUACAGAGAACAUUAUAUAGCUGGAGCUGGAACUCUGUAGUUCAGUGCAUGCCUAGUGAUUUAAAUAUGUUGUAUAGUAAAACAGUAAACUGUUUUCAGCAUUAAGUAAGACGGUAAAUGCCAGUACAUACCUUCAAAUGCAAAUCAUACAGUACAUU
Lepisosteus oculatus (spotted gar) is the source of this 2745-nucleotide messenger RNA. RefSeq names its product FILIA-N KH-like domain-containing protein. The record is from RefSeq and is a predicted model, not a curated record. Lineage: Eukaryota; Metazoa; Chordata; Actinopteri; Semionotiformes; Lepisosteidae.